Pocillopora verrucosa is the source of this 1836-nucleotide messenger RNA. NCBI's taxonomy places the organism in Eukaryota, Metazoa, Cnidaria, Anthozoa, Scleractinia, Pocilloporidae. The record is from RefSeq and is a predicted model, not a curated record.
AUGUUUCGCGUUGUGUGUCGCCGCCUCUGGGUGAACAGGCGCUGUCAAGCGGGUAUCAAUUGCCGUUUUGAAGUCACUCAAAGGUUCUUCACCAGUGAAGACAGCCCCAUUGAAGCUGAGGGUUACAGGGACUUGCAAGUUCUUACGAAACAUCAAAAACAGCAAUAUGAAAGACUUGGGUAUCUAGUGGUUCCAGAUGUCUUCAGCAAGGACCAUAUUGAACAAAUGAGGAAAGAGUUGGAUGGAUAUAUUGAACGUUCUCGCAAACUCAAACAAACAAAUCAUUUGUUUGUUCUGGACCGACAGCAUACUGAAAAUAAGCCUAUCCUACUAAGGCUUCGUUGUAUUUCAAAUCACAGCAAAAUUUUCCUGGACACAAUUUGUGAUGCUAAGUUGGUGGAAAUUACAUCUGAUCUGAUUGGUCCAUCAGUGCGUUACAUAAAUCAAGAGAAAGUCAACUUGAAACCACCAGAAAGUAGUACCUCAGUUAUCAGAUGGCAUCAGGAUUGGGCAUUUUUCCCCUAUACAAAUGAUAGUCUGGUCACUGUUUGCAUAGCCAUUGAUGACUCUACCAAGGAGAAUGGAUGCCUUCAAGUUAUCCCGGGUUCACAUAAAGGUCCCCUAUACUCACACUUCCAAGACAAUGCAUUUAUAUCUGCUAUAACAGACCCUGCCUUAGACUCUAACUCUGCAGUCCAUGUUGAAGUUCCUGCAGGUGGGGUGUCCUUUCAUCAUGGCUUCACAGUCCAUGGUUCUUCUGCCAACAUGUCUAGACAUUAUCGCCGUAUGCUUUGUUUUAACUACAGCUCAGCAGACAAUUGGCCUCUUAUUGGUGUUGGAGGGCAUGAGUUUACUAACCAUGGUCCAGUAGACUGGGAAAGAUACUGUUCCACUGUGGUUAAAGGCAAACCCAGUUUAUUUCCUCGCAUGCAAGCACUGCCUGUCUCUAUUCCCAUUCCUUUUGAUUCUGGUUAUGACAUUUAUGAACAUAGUAAAUCUAGUGAUGUAAGUGAUCCUGAAAAGUGGGAAGCAUGAAUUUCAAGUGCAGGGGUGUCCCAAAAGAAAAAGAGUGAAAUUUAAUGGAGUAAUAAUAGGCCUUUGAUUAUCAUUGAGUCUCUCAAUGACAAUAACAGUAAAAUUCCUGAACAACUUUUACUUGAUUAAAAUUAAUCAUCACUGCGUCUCUCUAUCACACUGAGGCAAAUGUCAUUGUAACACUGGGGCAAAUGUCAUCGUGAGCAGGCUCACAUGAGUGUUUGUGAGGUCAAAACAGUAACUUGUGUCACAGAAACAUAUCUUGGAAGUACUCUUCAAAUUCUUCCUCCCUGUAUGGAAAACAAUAGUAAUUCAAAGCAAAUGAUCACUUCUGAGUCUCUGUGAGGAAUCAAACUUCAGAUCUUUAGAUUCUGCACUACUUUGUUCUACCACAGAGCCACAGAGACUCUAUGGUGAGCAAAGCCCACUAUGAAGUUAAUAUAUGACACACGUCCUGAAUACUGCUAGGAUCAGCAAUGUCGUUAGCAUCAUGUUUUGUAAAGACGUUUGAUUCCUCAUGGGAACUCAGAAACUUACCAUCUUUCUUAUUCUAUUUACAAAAUAUGGUGUAGAAUCUGAAGGUCUGAGGAUUGAUUCCUCAUGAGAACUUGGAAUUUUUUCUUUGUCCCACGCAUGUGACAAGAUGGAAAAACAUCUUUUCCCAUUAGCUACAUGUUCAAAUAACCUCACAAUUUAUCUUUCCUCACAAAAGUAAGGAAUGUCAUAUAUCCUGGUGGGAAGAUAGAUAAUAUUUAGUUGAUUUAUCCUCUACACUCUCUCAAUAGGCACAUGACUUGUAUA